AUUUAUAAAAAAUAUUAUAAAGUUUUUAAAUGUUUUUUUCUUUUUUUUUUUUUUUUUUUACAGGAAGAGACAAAUCCAGGAAGUAUUGCUGAGAGCAAGGACAAUUCAUUCCCAUUUUCGAUUUUUAUGGGAACUCUGGCAUUGCCAGGAAAAAUUUACAUUGCUGCGGACAAACAAAUAAUCUGCAGCUUUGAAGUUUCACUGGUUGAAGCAGCUCUUGCACUUCUGGCCACUUAUUGUGUAUUUAUGUAUAAUUAUCCUCCCGGACUGGCAAAUUUUUAUUCCUAUAUUCAAAAAUGCAUAUUUCACAUUUCUGAUGGCAAAAAGCUUCCCUCUUCCCUAAUGUCCUUU
Porites evermanni is the source of this 351-nucleotide messenger RNA. The record is from the annotation of a GenBank genome assembly. NCBI's taxonomy places the organism in Eukaryota, Metazoa, Cnidaria, Anthozoa, Scleractinia, Poritidae.